Molecule: messenger RNA, 683 nt
Organism: Sesamum indicum (sesame)
Lineage: Eukaryota; Viridiplantae; Streptophyta; Magnoliopsida; Lamiales; Pedaliaceae
Product: zinc finger/BTB domain protein
Cellular component (GO): chloroplast envelope
Source: RefSeq, a predicted model, not a curated record
CUUAUAUCAUCUUCUUCCUAUUAUCAAUAUCGCCCCCAUAAGAAAAAACAAACAGAGAAGCUCAAAUCAAUCCCCCAGCAAUGGCGAAAACAAAGAAAGAAUUGCUGGCAUCAGCACCAUGGAGGGCGGGCCCACAAGAAAGCGAUGAGAAGUUCAAAGACGCGAGGCUCAAAGUGACGUCACAGCCUGGUACAACACCCACAAUGCACGUACCUGGCAAGAAGAAGUUUAACUCCCAAAACGACGGAAUUGGAGAAGACUCCCUCACUGAAAUCGACCCCGAACUGCGUUACAGUUUCCAGCGCAAUUUCCAGUUCCUCCAACGUGUUUUUAGCAUUGAUACAAUUGUCAAACCUCUGCCUCCUGCAAUGGCGUACAAUGUUUCACGCAAUUUGACCUUCUUCACAAGGAUCUUCACACAGUUCUUUGAUCCUGCUGGUAUAGCUGAUGCACAGAAAUCACUUGGACUGGGUCAAGAGGAAAAAGUACGCAAAGUACGCUAAGUUUUGAACUUCAGAUGCCGCCUGCUGUUUUCCUGGUUGCUGAUUCAUGACUUUUGUAAAAUGUAAUGAACAUGCAUAAUUGCCCUUAUCUGCCAAAUAUUCAUCUGCACUGUAGCUUCAGCAGGGAGCUUUUGUAUUUGGAUAAUGACUCGAUUAUAAUGUAGAUUCAGAUUCCGGGAA